Molecule: messenger RNA, 1248 nt
Organism: Rotaria sp. Silwood2
Lineage: Eukaryota; Metazoa; Rotifera; Eurotatoria; Philodinida; Philodinidae
Source: the annotation of a GenBank genome assembly
AUGUUUUUCAUAUCAAUUAUCUUUCUAACUAUUAUUAAUCCUUCAAUACAAUCAGGUCAACCAUCAUUAAAAUUAACAUUCAUUCCUGAUGAAAAAUAUUUCACAAAUGGUCAUCAAGUUGAUAUUCUUUGUGAAUUACUUAAUCCAAAUGAUUUUACAACAGAAGCACCACAAUUAUGGCAUGUGGAUUUAAAAACUGGAAAAUAUACACCAAUAUCGCGUAUGUCAAUAAAUUCACCACCGAAUGAAGCACCAGAUACAUUUAAACGAAAUCCUAAUAAACGUAUAGAAUGGAUUAAGAAAAAUCAUAUGCGUAUAAGACAUUUACAAUUAGAAGAUUCAGCACGAUAUGAAUGUAAUUGUCCUGAUUGUGAACAACGAUUAGAAGAACAAAAAAAAAUUUUACAAGUUAUGAAAUUAACUGAACCUAGAUGGCAUAUUGAACCUGGUUGGCCAAUACAAGAAAAUGCUAAAACAACAAUAAAAUGUACAGUUGAUGAUUUUUAUCCAUAUGUAAGCCAUAAAAUAAUUCGUAAUCAUCACGAAAUGAAUGAUGGCAAGAGCAUCCUACCAAAUACUAAUACAUUUCCACAAAAAUUUUCUUGGGAAGCAAGUGUUACACCAACAGCUGAUUGGCAUAAUCAAACAUUACAAUGUACAGUUACUCAAGGUAAUACGGAACAACAUGCAUUGAAAGUUCUUGAUGUUUUAUUUACUCCACGUUUUCUUAAAUGUGAUGAAAAACAAUAUGUUAAUUCAACAAAAGAAAAUGCAACUAUUGAAUGUUCAUAUUCAGGAAAUCCAGCACCAACAUUAACAUGGUUUCGUCAAACAGAUGAAAAACCUAUUAAAACUGAAACAGGUAUUGCGAUUGAAACAAAAGAUGAACAUCAUGGCAAAUAUAAAAGUAUUGUUAUAUUUGAUCGUGAAAAAUUAAGUUCUAUACCCUUAACAACAACAAUGACAACAACAAUAACAAAAUCAUCUAAUGGAAAAUCAGAUAUAACAAUUAAACCAAAACUUGCAGGAGAUAAUUAUUAUCAACAAUUAUUAAAUGAUGGUUUUAUUGUUAAAUUAUCAUAUAAUAAUGAAGAAAAAGGUUUACAUAAAAUAAGUAUAGUUAGUGACAUAAAUGACGCACGAUCAAAUGCACUUGAUAGUUCAUCAACUAAAACGAUACAAAAUCUAUCAACAUCUAUUAUCUUAUUAUCAUUUUUAACUGUUCUUUAUAUGAUACAAUAUUAUUGA